Molecule: messenger RNA, 700 nt
Organism: Juglans microcarpa x Juglans regia
Lineage: Eukaryota; Viridiplantae; Streptophyta; Magnoliopsida; Fagales; Juglandaceae
Exons: 3
Coding region: 175-438 (87 amino acids)
Source: RefSeq, a predicted model, not a curated record
AUAAUCAUUGGAGUUUCUCUUUAGUAAUUUUAUCUUGCCCAUUUUUUUUUAUUUUUUGAAAAAGAGAAAAACUAACUACCGCACUGUCAAACACUGAAGUCUGAAUCGGUCCAUUCUUCCUCAGUUCAAGACGAAGGAGACAGACAGACAGAGUGAGGUAAAGCGUGGUGAUCAAUGGGGGGUGGAGCAGACCAUGGACAUGGGGAGGCGACCCAUCACCAUGGAGAUUUUCGAGCCAAGGUUUGGAGCAUGACGGGCGGCCCGUACUGCAGGCCCAAGCACUGGCGCCGGAAUACCGCUAUCGCCAUGGCCGGCGUCUUCCUCAUCUGCAUCCCCAUCGCCAUGAAGUCCGCCGAGCUCGAGCAACGGCCACAUCACCCUGUUCGCCCGAUUCCUUCACAGCUGUGGUGCAAAAACUUUGGAACUAAAGACUACUAAAAUAUCCUGGACCUUCAAGUGAAGCAGCAAUAGUGGAGGUCGGGUAUCCAAUUCUUGUUGUUUGCUAGCAAUCCUUGUAUAGAAAAUUGUCAGUCUUCUGAGACUUGCUUCCGUGAUGUUUAAUAAGAGAGUUGGAUGUAGAAGUCACAGUGUGCGUUUCCAUCUUACUAGAUUGUGAUUAUCUAUAACAAAAACAAGGUGUUCACUAUUUUGCUUUCUUUCAGUAAGAAAACAAUAAGAUGGUUGUGCAAGUUGUGAUAUU